Molecule: messenger RNA, 933 nt
Organism: Trypanosoma grayi
Lineage: Eukaryota; Euglenozoa; Kinetoplastea; Trypanosomatida; Trypanosomatidae
Exons: 1
Coding region: 1-933 (310 amino acids)
Molecular function (GO): Hsp90 protein binding; Hsp70 protein binding
Source: RefSeq, a predicted model, not a curated record
AUGGCUUUUUCCCGAGCAGAGCGAAAUCGACUGCUGCGCGACAGGGAAUUCCUGCCCCCGUUGGCUGAGAGUCCAUUCGGCCCUUUUCCGCCGGGUCACGGUGUGAAGAACGAGGUGACGGUUAUCAAACGCUGCGGAGCCCCCAGCGCGUCCAAGAAGAAGCCGGCAACGAUGCACAAGCAGCAGGAUGCAGCAGCAGCGAGCGACCUACCACCCAAGCAAACUCUUCUCGGACACACCGGAACGGGCGGCAUGACCUACAGCACUUUCAAGGGAAGAGGCGAAUCAUCGACGUCGCUCCAUGACGGGCGCUUUGGCGAUCCCAAAGGUCCAGGAAAGGCGGGCGCCUUCAAGAAGCAGCGCAUCCCACCUACGGAAUUUCGCAGUCACUACGAGCGUGGUGACCUGCCGCUAUCAAUCCAGCAGGCCGCAACACGCUCGCUUUUGUGGCGUGUGAAUGUGGCCACAUUGGACUACCAUCACUUCCUGCCGAUUUUCUUUGAUGGCCUCCGUGAGCUUGAAGAGCCAUAUCGGUUUGUUGCGCUCCAAGGGUGUUACGAUCUGCUCGAGAAGGGUGGGCCGAAGAUUCUGCCGACCAUUCCGCAGCUCAUUGUGCCCAUAAAGAGCGCACUCAACACACGGCAUCCAACCGUGAUAGUGAGCGUUCUAAAGGUGAUACAAAAGCUCGUUCUGAGCGCCGAAUAUGUUGGACAGGCGCUGGUACCGUACUACCGACAAAUACUCCCUAUAUUCAACCUUUACAAGAAUCGAAGCAAAAACUUAGGCGAUCGCAUCGAUUUCUCCCAGAUGAAGCGGCAGAAUAUCAGUGAACUGGUGGACGAAACCCUAGUUUUGCUUGAACGGUACGGCGGUGAAGAUGCCUACAUAAACAUAAAGUACAUGGUUCCGACGUAUGAGUCAGGCAUCCUCUGA